AUGCCCAGUUGUGCAUCUGUUGCAACACCUCUUCCUCAACAACUCAACAGGAAGCAACAACAAUCUGCUCUGUUUGCCAAUCCAAAAUACUUUCGUAGCUUGGCUGAACAUCUGCAAUAUCUUACAUUGACGAGACCGGAUCUACAGUUUUCUGUCAACUAUGUCUGCCAAAAGAUGCAUGAGCCUAUUGUAUCCGACUUCAACCUUCUCAAACGGAUCCUUAGGUACAUCAAAGGAACCACUACUAUGAGUAUCACCUUUGACAAGAACACUGAUUACAAGCUUACGGCGUAUAGUGAUAGUGAUUAUGCUGGCUGUCAGAAAUCUAGCCGCUCAACUGGCGGAUUCUGCACUUUUCUUGGUCGAAAUAUGAUCUCCUGGUCAUCUCGAAAGCAGGACACAGUCUCCAAAAGCUCUACUGAAGCUGAAUACAGGGCAAUGUCCAAAACUGCCUCUAAAAUUACAUGGCUGGUAGCUUUUGGAAAUCUCAUCGUGAAUCAUAUCCCUGCUGAUUAUCAACUAGCCAAUAUAUUCACCAAGUCUCUUCCACAAAGACCCUUCGAGAUUCUACGACUCAAACUUGGCGUUGGCGUGCCACAUACUCCAAGCGAUGUUUACGUUCCACCUUUUCGAGAAAAGCUUGCGCUCGUGAGCACCAAAUUAAUGAAAGUUGAGGCGUGA
This is a messenger RNA of Camelina sativa (false flax), 681 nucleotides long. The record is from RefSeq and is a predicted model, not a curated record. Lineage: Eukaryota; Viridiplantae; Streptophyta; Magnoliopsida; Brassicales; Brassicaceae.